CAUUCUUUAGCCAGCACACGCAACUAAAUCCCGUUUUUAGCCUCCACUCCAGCCCCCCACUCUCUCUCUCUGUUCGACGCCAUUGCCAACUCCUUAUUAUCUGGAUGUUUUAGCUCCUUUCAUAACUCGGUAUAUGGAGAAAUUAAUGCUCCUCUCACAAACUUCCUAUCCCUUGUUUCUUCUGAAUUCGAAAUCAAAUGGAUUUUUCCUUUUGAAAUUGUUAGAUAUAGCGAGCAAACCAGAUGAUUGUAUCUUCACUCAACAACCACCAACAGUCUAUUGGUUCUUGGGAGAUUAGCAUCUCAAAUUUCUACUGUUCUCCAAGGGAAGGAUAAACCAACAUAUGCUCCUAAUUGUGAUGAUGGAGAUAUGUGCAUUGUUCUAAAUGCAAAGGACAUCUGCGUUACAGGGAGGAAACUUGCAGAUAAAUAUUAUAGGUGGCACAGUGGGUUUGUGGUUCACCUUAAGGAAAGAACAUUGAAGGAUCAAAUGUUGAAGGAUCCUACGGAAGUUAUUCGUAAAGCUGUCCUCCGCAUGCUUCCCAGAAAUAAAUUACGUGACGAUAGAGAUCGGAAACUUGGAUAUUUACCGGUGAUGAACAUCCUUUCGCUGAUAGAGCCCUUGAGCCAUACAUGGUACUUCCUAGACAAGUGCGAGAAAUGCGGCCCCGAACCAGAAGAGCCUUGGUUCGUGCACAAAAGAAGGCAGAGCAACAAUGUGUUACAGCUACUUCCAAAAAUGUGUAGACGGCAGAAGAAAAAGCUGAAGUUAAUGCAUGAAGAACUCCAAGAUGAUUUGAUGUGUAAAAAUAUUUGAAUGUCACAAUAUCAAGAGUCUCAGUCAUGUAGAGGGAUAAUCACUGCUACUGUGGCUUGUAUGGCUGCCAUUGGAAAAUUUUGACUUGGUUUAUGUUAAAAUAUCUGUAUUAGUCUUUAUUACUAUCUACUAGGAGUAGUUCCAUAAAUAUUGACUAAAUGGUCCCUUCAUUAAGUUCAUUUCUGUGCACAAGUUUUAAUUUCUACCAAAAGUUUAGUCUUGCAGAGUACAGAAGUUCUAGAAACAGCUUGCGCUUCUGGACUGUAAUUGUAUAAUAUGCUCAAAACAAUGUUCAAAUAAAAUAAUUUUCCAUUAAAGUCAUUUCCUUUAUUAAUCCGUCCUCUGAUUUGAUAGGACCAAAGAUAUAAAGUUCUUUGUUUUGAUUUAUGAUAGACAAUAAAGUGACUUAUUGAAUUAUUUGCAUUUAUUUAUAUAAAGCUACACAC
Messenger RNA from Amaranthus tricolor (Joseph's coat), 1262 nucleotides. RefSeq lists its product as uncharacterized. Gene Ontology annotation, cellular component: mitochondrial large ribosomal subunit; ribosome. The transcript has 5 exons. The coding region runs from base 370 to 816 and encodes 148 amino acids. Lineage: Eukaryota; Viridiplantae; Streptophyta; Magnoliopsida; Caryophyllales; Amaranthaceae. The record is from RefSeq and is a predicted model, not a curated record. Gene Ontology annotation, biological process: negative regulation of translation; translation. Gene Ontology annotation, molecular function: structural constituent of ribosome; mRNA binding.